Molecule: messenger RNA, 873 nt
Organism: Psylliodes chrysocephalus
Lineage: Eukaryota; Metazoa; Arthropoda; Insecta; Coleoptera; Chrysomelidae
Source: the annotation of a GenBank genome assembly
AAAAUGACAUAAUUAUAAUGUGUCAAAAAUGUCAGGUUUAAAAAUCAUUUUAAAUUAGAUCAACGUGAAUUAGUUAAAUUCAACCAAAAUCAGUUUCAAUUUGAAAUAUAUCUAUAAAAUAAAGCAAUAAAAAUGUGUGACGACGAUAUAAGAAAGAAAAUCGAAAAAGAAUGCGCAUGCGCAGACUAUCAACCUCCAUGUCUAUCGUUGUUCGAUAGAUUAGCCAUACCAAAAGGAGAGAGAGUUUUGGGAGUAUACAAAUGCCAUGCUUACCACAUGUCCAAACCUAGGGUGGAACUCAUCAAAUCCAGACUACAAGAACUGUACUCCAUGACGCCCGAGGAAACUGAAAGAUACUUCCAAGAGGCGCUGGAGAAGGCGAGGAAGCUAGCGCUUAGAAGGAAAUUGCGGAGGAAAUUGAGAGCCGAAUUUCUGAGACGAAGAAGGAAAGCUCAAGAAGAUUGCGCCUACAAAUUCGCUUAUAAAUUGCUUGUGAAGAGUAUGCGGUUCGCGGCUAGAAAUCCUGUUCCUCCUUUGGUUUGUGUUAGGCUGAGGAAUUUAUCGGACAUUGUCUUGGAACAAUUUUGUGACCUGCGAAAUAUAAAUCAUCCCGAAAGGGAAGAUCCCGACAAAACUGGAUUGUUUAUGAUGACUAUCGCCGAUUGGUUCGCUAUAGCCAUUGAAAUUAUUUAUUACGCGGUGCAAUAUAAGAAAAAUAAAGAAUUGGAAGAACUGGAAAGGCAAGAAGAAAGGGACCAAAUGAAGGAUAAAAGUGAAUCGACUGAUGAAUUGGUGAUUCAAACUACGGAACCAAUCCCAGAUUUGGAUUGUAAAUAGUUGUGGAUUGUUUAUAAUAAACGUCUUCGUUAAUUU